Messenger RNA from Myzus persicae (green peach aphid), 378 nucleotides. RefSeq names its product eukaryotic translation initiation factor 4 gamma-like. The transcript has 4 exons. The record is from RefSeq and is a predicted model, not a curated record. Gene Ontology annotation, molecular function: translation initiation factor activity; mRNA binding; protein binding. Gene Ontology annotation, cellular component: eukaryotic translation initiation factor 4F complex. NCBI's taxonomy places the organism in Eukaryota, Metazoa, Arthropoda, Insecta, Hemiptera, Aphididae. Bases 1 to 378 code for a protein of 125 amino acids.
AUGGACCAAGUACCAAAGAGGUGUAUAUCCACUUUAAAUAAUUUUCAAUUCGAUUUUAAUAAAAAAUCCAUAUGCAAUUGCAGAUUCAUUGGCGAACUCUUUAGAAAUGGUGCUUUUCCUGAAAAAGUUAUUUUGUCAUGCAUUACAGAUUUAAGUAAAGAAAAUGAUGAAAAUAAUGAGCUACAAAUGCAUUGUUUAUGUACAAUACUACAAUUAGUAGGACCAAUAUUAUCAAAAACACAUGAUUUGAACAAACCAGUUAAUAAGCUUGUAUCCUCUAUAAAUAACCAUGGUAUGCCAUCGACACUACAAUGUUUAAUACAUCAAGUAAAAAGAAUGCAUUCCAAGGGUUGGAUAAAUGAGGGUAAUUGUUUUUAG